Molecule: messenger RNA, 809 nt
Organism: Neoarius graeffei (lesser salmon catfish)
Lineage: Eukaryota; Metazoa; Chordata; Actinopteri; Siluriformes; Ariidae
Gene: scxb
Product: scleraxis bHLH transcription factor b
Exons: 2
Coding region: 1-594 (197 amino acids)
Biological process (GO): regulation of transcription by RNA polymerase II; developmental process
Molecular function (GO): RNA polymerase II transcription regulatory region sequence-specific DNA binding; protein dimerization activity; DNA-binding transcription factor activity, RNA polymerase II-specific
Source: RefSeq, a predicted model, not a curated record
AUGUCCUUUGCCAUGGUUCACCCGUCUCCUGCCCGUUUCCUUUACUCUGAGAUUAGCACUCUCUCAGAGGACGAUGAGAACGGCAGCGAAAGCUCAGGAUCCGAUGACAGAUCCUUUCAUCGUUCCACUCCUGGGUACAGUGCUAUCAAAGUAGACUCUCGCAAACGGAAGUACAGCUGCAGCCCAUCAGUUGAAGCCACAGAUUUUCACUUGCCAAUCUCUGAGACCCGGCAGCGUAAUGCAGCGAAUGCUCGAGAGCGAGACCGCACAAACAGUGUGAACAUGGCUUUCACAGCUCUGAGGACACUGAUACCCACUGAACCGGCUGACAGGAAGUUGUCCAAAAUUGAGACGUUACGGCUGGCUUCCAGCUACAUCUCUCACCUGGAAAACGUACUGUUGGUGGGAGAAGCAUGUGGAGAUGGGCAGCCCUGCCACAAAAGCACAAGGGCUCUACACAACCAUCUCCAUAAGACCAUAGAUGUGAGCCCAGACUCAGAGAACUCCCAUCCCAGACAGAUCUGCACCUUCUGCCUCAGUAACCAGAGAAGACUGAACAAAGACAGAGAAAGAAAAACAGCUAUCAGAAGUUAAUGAUGAAGAAGAACAUACUGUGCAUUCACCUGAACUCUAACUGUAUGUUUUUCCUAAUGUAUUGUAAGUAUGCUACUGCAGAACUUUUAUUUAUCCUGUAAUUGUACAUUUCUUGAUGGACUGCAUCACUGUGGACUAAAUCGAUCACUUUGCUACAGCUCCUUCAUGUGUCAGAGCUUUGAGGACUUUAUUUUCAAUCAUUAGCACACAGUGUU